Messenger RNA from Trichobilharzia szidati, 1434 nucleotides. The record is from the annotation of a GenBank genome assembly. Lineage: Eukaryota; Metazoa; Platyhelminthes; Trematoda; Strigeidida; Schistosomatidae.
GUGGUUAGACGUUUACACUGCAUGAGGUAUACGUUGCCUCAGUUCUUCCUCUUAGUUGUUUGUCUAAUUUACGGCGAAAUUCUACAGCCAUAUAUUUCAUUGAAAGAAUGGAAAACACCUGAAAUCAAGUUAGCCCGAAUUUCAUCUUUUGAAAUGUUUCAGGCCAAGUGAAGAUGAAGUGAGACUACUGCUCGUGGCUGACUCUCAUGUUGAAGGAUACCACUCAAAAUUAUACCUUUUAAAUGAGAUAUUACAAACUGACAGUGACGAGUAGGUCAAUAGUUAUUUGAGAUAUCCCAGUUAUCUUCGUUUCUAUUUCUUAAAAGCUGUGCAGUUUACUAAUCCAGAUGGUGUUAUUUUUCUUGGAGAUCUUCUUGACGCAGGGGAUACUUCAGCUGAUUCAGAUUUCUUACCCUCCAUGUCACGCUUCCGUGAUAUAUUUCUUUCCGAGAAGGAUUUAUUUACUUUUCUAGUACCUGGAGACAAUGAUGUCGGUGGAGAAGGUGUCUCCGUGACAGAUGCACGAUUGAGUCGUUUCUACGGUAGCUUUCCUGCCAAAUCUACGCAACAAAAGUGUAAAUUCGUCAACUUUUAUUCAGAUAAUAUGCCUUCUGGAAAGAACAUUGAUAUUCAAAGUGAAAAAUCCCCCGAAGAAAUCAAUGUGUUUAUAAGUCAUUUUCCAGUAGCCACUCAAUAUCAUACUUGGUUUCCUAUUAAGUUGCUACAAUCCAGUGCUUCUUUGUGUAUUCACGGUCAUCUUCAUAGAAGUCAGGUCAUUCACUGGAAAAACUCUAAAGGAUCAGAAAAUUCAGAAGCAAACGUUUCAUUUCUGCAAGCUGCUAACUUCAUCAGAACACCUAGAGAGCCAUUACACUUCAAAUUAACUGACAGUGUACAUUAUGUGAAAUUCAGCAGUGAGCCAACGCUUGUCGAGACUUUAAAGGCAUAUGGUGAACUGAUUUCCAUUGGUGUACCAUCAUGUACAUAUCGUUCAGGUUUCCCUCAUUUAAAUGGUAUUGGUUUACUACAAAUAUACAGGAAUAAAUCUGUUACAUACUCUGUAUUGCCAUUAUAUAACCGGUAUUACACAUUAUUUUUCUAUGCCUUAUUGACUACAACACUCAUAGGACUACAGUUUAUUUCAUAUAGCGUUGUUCUUAUAUUCAAGUUAAGAUUUAGGCGAAAUAUGUUUAUCAUGACAGCAUCUACUCUGCUUGUAUUCAUUAUCUAUUUUGAGUGCGAUUAUUUCAUUGAUGUUGGGAAAUUAUUUUGAGAUAUUUAUUUUGUUUCAAUGAAACAAAACUAGUUAAACUAUUGCAUUAUACAUACUUGUUAUUAUAUGAAUUUCGAUCUCUUGGUAUUUUUCUUACACUCAGGUUUCCUUUUUGUAUCACUAUGUACUAUGUUGCUUACAAUUACUCUGUCUUUUCCAGU